AUGGACGAACUUGUGGGCGAGAUCGGAGAGUUGAGGGGUUCGAAGAAGCUGGGAAUCGGGGAUGGAGGUCCCGCAUGGUAUUUCUCCCGCCAGCGUGUAAUCUUCGUUACUUUGGCAGUGGCUCUUCUGGGAGUGGUUGGUGCCACUUCUCUGUCCAGGACCUACUUGCCUCCUCAGGUGCAACAUCAGGUGGUCUCGAUUCCUAGGGUUCAGCAGCAGAUCAUCCAGCGGCCACAGAACACCUAUUUGCCCCCUGCUCCUCGUGUGGUGCCCCAAGUGAUCCCGUCUUACCGUCCUGCCCCACAAGUGAUCUCGGUGCCUGCCCCCCGCAACACCUAUCUGCCACCUCCCCAAGUGAUUUCGCGUCCCGCACCGCAGGUGGUAACCAUUUCUCGUCCUGCCCCACAAGUGAUCUCAGUGGCUGCUCCUCGCAACACUUAUUUGCCACCACCCCAAGUGAUUUCUCGGCCUGCACCACAGGUGAUCUCCGUGCCACGGAACACCUAUCUGCCACCCGCACCCCGCAACACCUACCUGCCACCCCAGUGA
Molecule: messenger RNA, 549 nt
Organism: Drosophila ficusphila
Lineage: Eukaryota; Metazoa; Arthropoda; Insecta; Diptera; Drosophilidae
Product: extensin
Exons: 2
Coding region: 1-549 (182 amino acids)
Source: RefSeq, a predicted model, not a curated record